This is a messenger RNA of Eptesicus fuscus (big brown bat), 4515 nucleotides long. It is a transcript of the gene PPP6C, whose product is annotated as protein phosphatase 6 catalytic subunit. Gene Ontology annotation, molecular function: protein serine/threonine phosphatase activity. The transcript has 9 exons. Gene Ontology annotation, cellular component: cytoplasm. Gene Ontology annotation, biological process: G1/S transition of mitotic cell cycle; peptidyl-serine dephosphorylation. Lineage: Eukaryota; Metazoa; Chordata; Mammalia; Chiroptera; Vespertilionidae. The record is from RefSeq and is a predicted model, not a curated record. Bases 181 to 1227 code for a protein of 348 amino acids.
GUGUCCAGGCGGCGGGGAGACCUAGGUCAAGCUCUACGUCGCUGCGCCGUCGUCUCUCACGGGCCGGACGUGACGCAGGGAGAGUUCCGGCUUCGGCCUCUGCCGCUGCCGCCGCUACUUCAGCCGCUGCCGCCGCCGCUACCGCCGCCGCCGCCGUCGUCGGGGCUAGUUCUUCCUAAAAUGGCGCCCCUAGACUUGGACAAGUAUGUGGAGAUAGCGCGGCUGUGCAAGUAUCUUCCGGAGAACGACCUGAAGGUAAGCUCGGUCGGGGCGGGAGCGCUGCGGGUCGGGUUCGCCCCUUCCGGCAGUGGGGCGCCCGCCGGGUCGCCCCUCCUGGCCUUCGGGCCGCCGCAGGGAUUGCAUUUUCUUGGUUUCCUAAAAGAGCGGCUAUGUGACUAUGUUUGUGACCUCCUCUUGGAAGAGUCAAAUGUUCAGCCAGUAUCAACACCAGUAACAGUGUGUGGAGACAUACACGGACAGUUUUAUGACCUUUGUGAACUAUUCAGAACUGGAGGUCAGGUUCCUGACACAAACUACAUAUUUAUGGGUGAUUUUGUAGACAGAGGUUACUAUAGUUUGGAGACCUUCACUUACCUUCUUGCACUAAAGGCUAAAUGGCCUGAUCGUAUUACACUUUUGCGAGGAAAUCAUGAGAGUAGACAGAUAACACAGGUUUAUGGAUUUUAUGAUGAGUGCCAAACCAAAUAUGGAAAUGCUAAUGCCUGGAGAUACUGUACCAAAGUUUUUGACAUGCUCACAGUAGCAGCUUUAAUAGAUGAGCAGAUCUUGUGUGUUCAUGGUGGUUUAUCUCCUGAUAUCAAAACACUGGAUCAAAUUCGAACCAUUGAACGGAAUCAGGAAAUUCCUCAUAAAGGAGCAUUUUGUGACCUGGUUUGGUCAGAUCCUGAAGAUGUGGAUACUUGGGCUAUCAGUCCCCGAGGAGCAGGUUGGCUUUUUGGCGCAAAGGUCACAAAUGAGUUUGUUCAUAUCAACAACUUAAAACUCAUCUGCAGAGCACACCAACUAGUGCACGAAGGCUAUAAGUUUAUGUUUGAUGAGAAGUUGGUAACAGUAUGGUCUGCACCUAAUUACUGCUAUCGUUGUGGAAAUAUUGCUUCAAUAAUGGUCUUCAAAGAUGUAAAUACAAGAGAACCAAAGUUAUUCCGGGCAGUUCCAGAUUCAGAACGUGUUAUUCCUCCCAGAACGACGACGCCGUAUUUCCUUUGAGGCCUGCGCCCAUCCUGCUGACCGGUCACAUUUUCUGCCCUCUUCUUACCCCAACUUUUGUGUAUUACCCUCUAUAAUAUACUUUUUAUUGAGCACUUUGCUGCUGAAAUGCUGCCUCUUGCCUUUUUUUAUUUUAAAUUAUCUAAAUUUAUUGUUUGUUAUGGUGUCUAUAACAAUGUUUUCCUAUCAGUUUUCUCCCCCAUCCCAUCCCCACCUUGGACUCAUCUGAGAAGACUUGAGAAAUGUCUUAAUACUCAUACUGCUGCAUGUAGCUCUUGCUUAUUUACUGGUCUGGGGGAAACAAGAUGUGUUUCCUUUUUUAAAAAGCCAAUUGACAGAACAGACUACACUGAAAUACUCCUUUUGUAUCAUUCAGCCUUUUGUUUUAGUUUGGUAAGUUUUAAGAAAUUUCAGCAGCAAAGUUGUUAUCCAGUGGGCACGAUGGACUGCAAAUGCCUCGAGUUAUGUAUACUUGUCCCAGCUGUAAACUUCAUUGUCCUUUGUUGGAUAUUUUAAGUGGAUAUAAAAUAAAUUGGUCUAAAGGGCUGCCCUCCUUGUUGUGUUUUUAAAUUUGAGUUAAAAACUGCUACAGCUUAUGAUUUUGUACAUUAAGAUAAUUGUAUUGAUCUUUUUUCAGAUUCCUUGUAUUUUUAAAUAAAGUAAUCUUAAAUAAAACCCAGAUAGGUUAAAAGUGUUAGAAAUUUUAAACAGCUUACAUUGUUAGCUUAAAGUUACUCUUUUUUUCCCUAGUCAGAGUUCUUGACCCUUUGGUUAUUGAGUUUAAAACUUCAACUGAAAUUCAGUACUAUUUAUUUAAGAAAAAAAAAUCACUAAACUGUGCCUAAGAACAUAACUGCCAUAUUAAUUAAUGUUUUGGUUUAUAUCCUCUAUAGUAAUAGAAAAACAUUUAAUACUUGUAAUGCUGAUAUGUUCAUUUGAUACCACUUGAGUAAAAUGUGAUCAAUCCAGUUUACAAUCUAUCAUGAGUAUUAUUAAGUAAUAUCUAUGUACUUUUCAAUAGGAAUCAUUUUCUUGUUGUAACACUUGACCUUAACUUUUAGAAAGUGUUCUUUUUUUUAAAAAACUGCAACUGGAAAGGUUGAAAAGUCAGGACUCUUAUAUUUGUGAACUGUAAUCUGAAGCAGGUUUUAAAAAGUGUGGAAAGAAACAAAUUGUCCUUUUUUUGUAAAGGUCUGUGAUCCCAUGUGUCGGCUUUGUGUAAGUAAUUUGAAUAUCCAAAGGAUUGUGGUGAUCAGUCCUUGAUAUGCACCGUCCACUUAAUAAGGACAAGUGUUCCAGGGUCUCUUAUGACUGUGGUCAUAAAUGAUGUUGGAAUUUACCAUUUUGUGAAGUAGUUGGCAUCCUUUUACGACUAUAAUUAAUUUUUGUCAUUCCAGGAAAUCUUUGUGAAGCCAGCCAAUUAAUAAAGCACUUUAGCAUCUGUUCAGGUAGUUUUGAAAAUCAACUUUUCCCCUUCAGGAUAAGAACUUCCAGGUUACCUAAAAAUGCAAUAAAAAUCUUUAUAGUCUAUACUUCUUGGCACAUAAUUUUUCAUCAGGGUUUUCUUUUAUUAAAUGAGCACAACACUGUUUUGAUUUUUUUCCACAAUCACCCAGCUACUUGUGUAGUUUUUAAUUGUAUAGCUAUAUGAAAGAAGUGACUACGGCAUUUGCUGCACACACUUGAACUGUUGGGUCAGUAGCUUUGUGUCAUUGCCCUGACCCCAGUGUAAUUCAGGGGGAAAGUUAUUAAUCUUACAGGGAUAUGUAGCUAUGUAUUUUACUAAUUGUUAAACACUGGAAAUUAAUGAUGCAGACAACUUGAUGUGGUCUUUAAACAGCUCUCUGCAGUAUUUUUUUCCUUUUACCAUAAAUUGUUCGUUUGUUUUUGUUAAUCCUCACUGGAGAAUAUUUCUUCCAUUGAUUUUUUUAGAGAGAGUGGAAAGGAGGGAGGGAGGGAGAGAGAAAAAAACAUGCGAGAGAGAGAGAGAGAGAGAGAGACAGGGAGAGAGAGAGAGACAUUGGUUGAUUGCCUCCCACAUGCGGGGAACAUACCUGCAACCCAGGUAUGUGCCCUUGACCAGGAAUUGAACCUGCGACCCUUGUGGUGCAUGGGCCGACAUUCCAAUGCUGAGCCACACCUGCAAGGGCUCCUGUUACCAUAAAUUGUAUUUACGUGUUUGCUCUCCUCUGCUUUUAAAUUGUACCAGUUAAACCAGUAACUCUGAGCCCUCCCUUCCCAUUUGAUACUCCCUAGCUUAGAUUGAUGUAGUUUUAGUUAUCCCUGUAAUGUGACAUUUUUAAGUCGUAUACUGCAUUUGUCUGUCACUAGUUGGGCAUGUGCCAAUAAUAUUCUGUCCAUUCCUUAACUGCCAUCUCUGUUCUGCCUGAUUUUUUCCCCUCUUCAACCGAAUUACGGCUUUUUGCAUGAAAAAAAAAGUUUUUACUAUUAGACAUGUAAAGGGAAGAGAGAGUGAAUGUAUUGAGUUUUGUAAGCCUAAAAGGAAUAUUUGGAUUCCUCUACGAAAUAAGGGCUACGUACUAUAUACAGUAAUCAUAUGGUGGAAGAUACUUGCAGGUCAUAGGUUUGUAGGCAGAAAGAUCUGUUACUCCCUGUAUUUAGGCUGAAUGUAAAAUCCCUUAUAUUGUAUUAUUGGGGAUAAUCACUAUUUUUAUUUGCCUAUGAUAUACUUGGUUUCUAAUAAAUUGUCCUAGACUCUAGUGAGAACUGUCUCCUUUUAGUUGCCAAUCACUCCCUGUCCUUACUUGCCUGAUAUACUCUUGGCUAGCUUUUUAUAGGUUAAUGCUUUUUCCUGAAAUAUCUCACCACUUUAAAUGUGUGAAUUUGGGUGUGAUCCUAAAAAGCCUGGGUCAAGAGCAUAUCUAAUAUGCAACCUGCAUCAGCUCCUACUCCAUCUGGAUGUCUAGAACUUUUGGAAGAUUUUGACGUCUUAAAUCCUGGGUUUUGCUUUUGAAAUAAGGUUUGAAAUAUUGUUCAUUGCAUUAAGAUUUGUGUGUUUUUGCUUUGUAAGCCCAGCAGGUUUUGGAAAAUGCCUGUAUUGUGAAAGCAAAUCUGAACUCUUUCUGAGCCUCUUUUAUUGUGAGAAGUAGAAUUGCUUUUCAUCAGCCUCCAGAAAAUUGUGUACCUGGAGUUGAGAUUUAACAGCAAGAAUCCAGAUUUUUAAAUGUAAUUGUUUUUUUAACUGCUAAUGUUUGUAAAGCACCUUCAGUUCUUUGGAUGAAGAGUGCUAUAUUCUCUCAGUGUAAAUUAAUAAAAAUAUUAUAGGAA